Messenger RNA from Closterium sp. Naga37s-1, 1761 nucleotides. The record is from the annotation of a GenBank genome assembly. NCBI's taxonomy places the organism in Eukaryota, Viridiplantae, Streptophyta, Zygnematophyceae, Desmidiales, Closteriaceae.
AUGCAGCUGGAGCAACACGUGAGAACGCUCAAGGUGAGGAUGCUUAUAGCGGCAGGGAGGAUCGCGACAGGGGAGGCAGAGUCUGGUGGAGAGGCAGGUGAGAAGCUCGGGCAGGUAGGUGAGAAUCUCGGGAAGAAUGACAUUGGCAAGCGAACAGCUGAGACUCUUAAAGAGGCCAUUCAUUUGGUUCCUGGAUGGCAGGCCACAGCAGCACAGGGGAAGAAGCUGCCUUCUGCCUCCUCCGCUGGAGCAGCUGCAGCUGCUGCCACGAGUGCUGCUGGCGGUGGCUUUGCAGCUAUCAAGCACGCGUUUAAGCAGAUAGUGCUGUCACGCAUUCAGCCCGUGAUCAUGCGGCAAAAGGAGCAUCACCACGUGAAAGGGGUGAUCAAGAAGGCAGCGCAGAGAGCAGGCAAGUGGGCCGCAGCCAUGGGCACGAAAAGCUGCCCUCCCUGCCCUGACUGCUCUCUGCAGCAACUACAACAGCAGCAGCUGCUGCUGCAGGGUGGGAAUGGGAAACACAUGAAGCAACUGCAGCAGCAGCGGCAGGAGGAGGAGGAAGGAUUGGCAGAGAUUGACUUGCGGUUUCCCUCAGCCUCAUCCGACUCCUCUGGAUCUGCUCUUCGCGUCGUCGGACCGCUCUGCACCGCAUCGGGUUUCGUCGACUGCGGCUGCCCGUACGGCGAGUCGGGCAGGGUGGAAUUUUCUGGAGGGCUGCCAGGGCAGGAGCAGCACGAGAGUGAGGAGGGGGAAGGGGAGAAGAAGCCUCUGUGUGUGGACGGCAGUUCUCCGGGCAGAUGGACAGGAUUCGACCAAUGGGAGGCUGACAACUGUCAGUACAGGGACAUUCCACAAGCUGAGAUGCAUCAAUGUCUCAACUCCAAGUGGGUGCACUUCUUUGGAGACCACACCUCCCGCCUCCUCGCCCUGCAUUUCGUGCGCCUGCUGGGGCUGCAGCAGCAGGGCGGGGAGGGGGAGGACGGGGAGGAGGGGGGAGACGCGGACGGGCCGUUUGGGGGAGGCGGGGGAGGGGAAGGGGAGGGUGGGGCGGGAGGCGAAGGGGGGGACGGCGGAGAGGGGGGAGAGGGUGGGGAGGGGUUGGGGGAAGGUGGGGGAAAGGGGGGGGAGGCAGGGGCGCGAGGGCCUGGGGUGGCAGAGGGAGUGGAAGAGGAGGGGGACGGAGAGGGGGGUGGGGUGGGUGCUGGUGGUGCUGGUGGGGGGGGCAGGGGGCGGGGGGAGGUUACUGCAGAUGAUGUGGGGGAGGUGGUGAGGUGGAGGAGAAGGCUGGCCUUGAGUAUUGAGAUGUCUCGAAGGUCAGUGGCAGGAAGUGGAGAGACGGAGGGGAAACUGGAAGAAUGGGAAGGGCUCCGGGGCACGUCGGAGCAGCGGGAUCUGAACGAGGUGACUUUUGAGUCGACUAAAAAUUCUCCCGCAUUCCUUGCCCUCUUGCUUCCCUGCUCCCAACAAUUCCUUGUACAGCCGCGCACAGCGGAGCAGCGGGAUCUGAACGACCAGUUUCUUCUCAACAUGACAAAGAAAGGCGGGCGGCCGGAUUUUAUUGUGAUGGGCGUGGGGGUGCAUGAGGUGAUGGGGUGGGGGAAGAGGCCCCCUCCUGACCUCGACUUUGAUGCGUUCCGGGAAGAUACCGAGAAGCUUCUGGAUCUGCUGAGACGGACGUAUGGAGGAGGAAAGGUGGUGUGGUGGAAGGCGAAUUACAUCUGGCCAGGUAGGUUUCAGGUGGAUUCAGGAUCUCAAAGAAGGUAA